Messenger RNA from Notechis scutatus (mainland tiger snake), 12537 nucleotides. The record is from RefSeq and is a predicted model, not a curated record. Lineage: Eukaryota; Metazoa; Chordata; Lepidosauria; Squamata; Elapidae.
AUGUUCAGAACUGGAAGGCGACAGCUUUGGAAGCAAAGUGUUACAAGAGUUUUAAAGCAAAAACUGAAAGAGGAGAAAGAAGCUAAGCGAGCUCAUCUGGAUGGUAGAUAUGACUACAUCCUGUCAAUUGUUUCUGCUUGUGUGAACCUAGAGAAAAAUGAAGUGGAAGAUGCUGUCCUUGAAGGAAAUCAGAUUGAGCGUAUUGAUCAAUUCUUCACUGCUGGAGGUUUUCGUCAUGUCAUGUUUUAUUAUCAAGACAUGGAGGGACCAGAAAUAGGACAUGAAAGUUCAACUGGAACUAACUCUGCUUCUGCUAAAGGCAAAAAGACCAAAUUAUUUGUAACAGAGGGAGAUGAUGUCGCUUUAACUGGUAUAUGUGUGUUUUUCAUUAGAACUAACCCUUCUAAAGCAAUUAAUGCAGAGAAUAUCCAUCGUGAAGUAGUUUUCAAUAUGAUGGACACAGCAAAUGGUGGUUUGCUAAACAGUGUUCAGCAUUUGCUAUCCGAUAUCUUCAUCCCAGCUUUGAAUACUAUGAACUAUGGUUGGGGAGAGAUGAGCAGUUCCCAGAAAGGGGCUAAUAUCAAGCAGGACUUCAUUGCAUCCCUAGAGGGAUUUGUUAGUGUCCUUUCAGGAGCUCAACAGAGCCUGAUGGAGAAGGUGCUCCUGAAGAAGUGUGAAACCUAUGACCUGAAAAUGCUAAAAGGACCAGCUGAUUUUCUGGUGGCAGCAAACAGCAUGGAGACUGUGGAACGAAUAGAAGCUUGCAUGAAAGUGUGGAUUAAGCAAAUUGAACAGGUUAUUGCUGAAAAUAACCAGCUACGGAAAGAAGCAGAUGACCUUGGACCACGAGCUGAGCUGGACCACUGGAAGAAGAGGCUAUCCAAAUUUAACUACUUAUUGGAUCAGCUCAAAACUUCAGAUGUAAAGGCUGUACUUGGUGUGCUUACAGUUGCUAAAUCAAAACUUUUGAAGAAUUGGCGAGAACUGGAUACCCGGAUCACUGAUGCAACAAAUGAAGCCAAAGACAAUGUGAAAUACCUGUAUACCCUUGAAAAAUGCUGCGACCCUCUGUAUAACUGUGAUCCUGUGAUCAUGGUAGAUGCUAUUCCAGGACUCAUUAAUGCUAUCAAAAUGAUCUACAGCAUCUCACGCUAUUAUAACACUUCAGAGAAGAUAACUUCCCUCUUUGUAAAGGUUACAAAUCAAAUGAUAACAGCCUGCAAAGCUUAUAUUACUAAUAACAACACUGCCACCAUCUGGGAUCAACCGCAAGAUGUAGUUUUGGAAAAAAUACAAGCUGCUAUAAGACUUAAGCAGGAGUACCAAGACUGUUUUCACAAGACCAAACAGAAAUUGGAAGAGAAUCCAGCUGAACGGCAGUUUGAUUUUAGUGAAAUGUAUAUAUUUGGAAAAUUUGAAACUUUCCAUCGCCGCCUACUUAAAAUCAUGCACAUCUUUGACACUAUCACAACUUACUCAGUCUUACAAGACUCAAAGAUGGAAGGAUUAGAAGUAAUGGCAACUAAGUAUCAGAGUAUUGUUGCCACUAUAAAGAAAAAACAGUACAAUUUUGUAGAUCAGAGGAAAACUGAUUUUGACCAGGACUGUGAAGAAUUUUGCAAGCAAACAAAUGAACUACAUCACCAAUUACAGAUGUUUAUGGAUACUACCUUUGAAAAGAUUUUGAACACUGAAAGAGCCCUUGAUACGCUGAAGAAAUUUGAAAGGCUUGGAAUCCCUAAUCUUGGCAUUGCUAAUAAAUAUCAGAUCAUCCUUCAAAACUAUGAUCGUGACAUUGAGAUGGUCUCCAAGUUGUACUCAAAACACAAGAAUGAUCCUCCUCUGGCUCGUAAUCUUCCUCCCAUGGCCGGUAAGAUCUUGUGGGCACGACAGCUGUUUCACCGAAUCCAGGAACCCAUGAAUCUAUUCCAAAAACAUUCCAUGGUUCUGCAGACAGAAGAAGCAAAGCCUAUAAUUCGCAACUACAACAGAGUGGCUAAAGUCCUUCUUGAGUUUGAAAUCGUCUACCACAGAGGAUGGCUUCAACAGGUUCAGCUAAUUAAAUCGGGACUUCAGGCAUCAUUAUUGGUGAAAGCUCCAGAGACUGGAGAAAUAUUUGUGAAUUUUGAUCCUGAGAUUCUCACCUUAAUCAGGGAAGCUAAGUGCAUGGCUCGCAUGGGGCUAGAAAUCCCACCACUGGCCAUUGCUAUUCAAGACAAACAGGAUGCCUACAAACAAAAUUUCAAUAAACUACAGGUGAUGCUGGCAGAAUAUAAGAGAGUAAAAUCAAAAAUCCAAGUCCCACUUCAUGCUCUAAUGGCUCCUCAUGUGGCUAAAGUGGAUGAGUCGGUCCAACCAGGAAUAACCACACUGACCUGGACAUCCCUGAAUAUUGAAACCUAUUUAGAUAAUAUUUUCAGUAAACUUGAUAACCUUGAGCUGCUACUUGAUCGAGUAAAUGACUUAAUAGAAUUUCGUAUUAAUACUAUUCUUCAAGAAAUUAGUACUGUGCCCCUCUGCAGCCUUUCUGAAGACGAUCCACUCACCUGUGAGCAAUUCCUUAACAUGACAAAGGAGCUCUGUACUAAAGGAGUAUACACACUGCAUCUUAAAAGCUCAUUAGCAGAAGAAGCAACAAAUGAGCUUAUUAACAUGUUGCUAGAUCUGGAUGCACAGAAUAAGGGAGAUGCUGGUGAGAGUUUUCUGAGUGGGAGCAGAACUGAAGGAAUUAAUGAAGAAGAAGAAGGGCCAUUGGACGUCUUAGCAUCCUCACAAACUGCUAGUCAGAUUUCAGUAGGAUUGUCUUCUCCUUUAACCAAGAAAAAAAAGAAAGAAAUGGAGAUGCUUGAAGAAGAAGCUCAGGAACUGCUUUCCCAUUUCAGUCAUCGCAAUGUUGAUGCUCUUCUGAAAGUUAUUCGUAACACUCUGGAGGCCAUACGCAAGCAAAUUCACACCUCUUCUGUGAUCAGUUUUUUAGAUAGUGAGAAUAUCUCAAAGCAGAAACAAAAUGCUGCGCCCAUCUUUAAAGCUAGUGUUAUCCUUUCCAUUCCAAAUUUUGCUAUAAUGCCAACCCUUGAAGAAAUUCAGCAAACACUCAACAAAGCUGUGGAUUGUAUUGUAAGCACAAUGAAAGGAGUUGGUCAGUGGAGUAAGGAGAGACUAUCAAAGAAAAAGUUGUUAGAACGCAAAAUGCUUGCUUUACAAAAUGAGGGAGGCAGUGAUUCUGAGACUGAAAUGAAAGAGACUGAAGUUGGAAACCAGGAUGCAGCUUCUGAUACAGCCUCUAUGAUCUUGCCCUCUCCUAUCCAGAAAAAGAACUACAACAAAGCCAUUUCAGAGAACAAGGAAAUAAUUAAAUUGGUGUCUGUGCUUAGCACAAGUAUCAGUUCUACCAAACGGGAAGUUGUUUCAGCUUUGGAACGUUUCAAAUGUUACCAUCACAUCUGGCAGAGAGAGAAAGAAGAAACCAUUGAAAAUUUCAUCAAAGGAAGCCCUUUGCUGUCUGAUUUUGAAUCCCAAAUCCUUUAUUACCGAGACUUAGAAUUAAAAAUUAAUUCAGAAUCUGAAUACAUAUGCGUGGGAACUGUUGCACUCUAUACUGCGGAUUUAAAGUUGGCCCUUACAACUGAAACCAAAGCUUGGAUGACUGCAUUUGGACGUCACUGUAAUAAGAAAUACAGGACAGAGAUGGAAAACAUCUUCACCUUUGUAGAGGAAAUCAGCAAGAGACUAAACCGCCAGAUUAGAGACCUGGAUGACAUAAGAAUAGCCAUGGCUGCCCUGAAAGAGAUCCGAGAGCAACAAAUCUCCAUAGACUUCCAAGUGGGACCAACUGAGGAAUCUUAUGCAAUGUUAAACAAGUAUGAGUUACUGGUGGCAAAGGAGCAGAUGGAAAAAGUAGACACUCUGCGGUAUACCUGGGAGAAAUUGUUGGUCCGAGGAAAUGAAGUGCAGAAUGAAUUAGUGGCUUUGCAGCCCAAAUUCAGAGGGGAACUAAUCAGCACAGUGGAAGUGUUUGUUGAAGACUGUGAUCAAUAUUACUUGGAUUAUGACAAGAAUGGUCCCAUGGUAGAUGGACUUGAACCUCAAGAAGCUAGUGACAGGCUUAUAAUUUUCCAGGUUGGCUUGCUGGGUAUUCAAAUGAUCUGGACACGAGAAGCGGAAGAAGCUUUGACCAAUGCAAAAUAUGACAAAAAAGUGAUGCAGAAAACGAAUCAAUUUUUCUUAGAACUCUUGAAUACCUUGAUAGACAUGACUACCAAAGAUCUGAAUUCUGUGGAACGCAUUAAAUAUGAGACACUGAUCACAAUUCAUGUGCACCAAAGGGACAUAUUUGAUGAUCUGUGCCGCAUGCAUAUCAAGAGCCCUACAGAUUUUGAGUGGCUGAAGCAAUGCAGAUUUUAUUUCAAAGAUGAUGCAGAUAAAAUGAUGGUGAAUAUCACAGAUGUGGCCUUCAUAUAUCAAAACGAAUUUCUGGGCUGUACAGACCGUCUUGUCAUCACACCUCUCACAGACAGGUGUUACAUUACUUUGGCUCAAGCAUUAGGUAUGAGCAUGGGAGGAGCACCAGCAGGACCUGCAGGGACUGGCAAAACAGAAACAACAAAAGAUAUGGGAAGAUGCCUUGGAAAAUACGUUGUGGUUUUCAAUUGUUCUGACCAGAUGGAUUUUCGAGGUCUGGGAAGAAUCUUCAAAGGUCUUGCUCAGUCUGGAUCCUGGGGCUGCUUUGAUGAAUUUAACCGCAUUGAUUUACCAGUGCUGUCUGUUGCUGCCCAGCAAAUUGCAGUUGUUUUGACCUGUAAGAAAGAGCGCAAGAAGAACUUCAUUUUCACUGAUGGUGAUAAUGUAGAAAUGAAUCCUGAAUUUGGCCUUUUUUUGACAAUGAACCCUGGGUAUGCUGGUCGUCAAGAGUUACCUGAAAACCUGAAAAUCAAUUUCCGCUCAGUGGCAAUGAUGGUUCCUGAUCGCCAGAUCAUCAUCCGUGUCAAAUUGGCUAGUUGUGGCUUCAUUGAUAACAUUGUGCUUGCAAGGAAGUUCUUCACUCUGUAUAAACUCUGUGAAGAACAAUUGUCUAAGCAGGUACAUUAUGACUUUGGUCUCAGAAAUAUAUUGUCAGUACUACGGACCUUGGGUGCAGCCAAAAGAUCGAACCCCAGUGACACUGAAACCACUAUUGUAAUGCGUGUCUUGAGAGAUAUGAAUCUUUCUAAAUUGAUAGAUGAAGAUGAACCCUUAUUUUUGAGUUUGAUAGAAGAUCUUUUCCCAAGUAUACAACUUGACAAGGCAGGUUAUCCAGAGCUAGAAGCUGCAAUCAGCAAACAGGUUGAAGAGGCUGGCUUAAUUAAUCACCCACCUUGGAGACUGAAAAUUAUCCAGCUUUUUGAAACUCAGCGAGUAAGACAUGGCAUGAUGGCUCUAGGUCCCAGUGGAGCAGGAAAAACAACAUGCAUCCACACACUGAUGAAAUCCAUGACAGAUUGUGGCCAACCCCACCGUGAAAUGAGAAUGAAUCCAAAGGCCAUCACUGCACCUCAGAUGUUUGGACGCCUUGAUGUUGCAACCAAUGACUGGACAGAUGGGAUAUUCUCCACUCUAUGGAGGAAAACUUUGAGAGUCAAGAAGGGAGAACACAUCUGGAUAGUACUUGAUGGUCCUGUGGAUGCCAUUUGGAUUGAAAAUCUGAACUCAGUGCUUGAUGAUAACAAAACAUUGACCCUGGCUAAUGGAGAUCGGAUUCCUAUGGCACCAAAUUGUAAAAUUGUUUUUGAGCCUCAUAAUAUUGACAAUGCUUCUCCUGCAACAGUGUCAAGGAAUGGCAUGGUAUUUAUGAGUUCAUCUGUUCUCAACUGGAGCCCAGUUCUUGAGGGUUUUCUAAAGAGACGUACUCUACAGGAAGCAGAGAUUUUGCGUCAAUUGUACACAACGUCCUUUCCAGACCUUUACCGGUUUAGUAUUCAGUCCUUGGAAUACAAGAUUGAGAUGCUAGAAGCCUUUGUGAUAAUGCAGAGCAUUAAUAUGCUUCAGGGCCUUAUUCCCUGCAAGGACCAAGGUGUGGAAAUUACUGCAGAAUACCUAGAAAGAUUGUACAUCUUCUCCCUGAUGUGGAGCAUUGGGGCAUUGCUGGAAUUGGAAGACCGUUGGAAGUUGGAGCACUGGCUUCGUAGUCAUGAAACUAUAAACCUUGAUCUUCCUAAUAUCCCAGAAGGAAGUGAAGACACAAUGUUCGACUACUAUGUUACCAACGAUGGUAAUUGGAUGCAUUGGAAUACAUGUGUUGAAGAAUAUGUAUAUCCUACUAACAGUACACCAGAAUAUGGCUCUAUUUUGGUUCCAAAUGUUGACAACGUGAGAACUGAUUUCCUUAUUCAUACAAUUGCAAAACAAGGCAAGGCUGUUCUGCUAAUUGGCGAACAAGGGACUGCUAAGACUGUCAUCAUCAAAGGAUACAUGUCAAAAUAUAAUCCUGAAAAUCACAUGGCUAAGAGCCUUAACUUUUCAUCAGCAACCACUCCUUUGAUGUUUCAGCGCACAAUAGAAAGCUAUGUGGACAAGCGCAUGGGCACAACAUAUGGUCCUCCUGCAGGAAAGAAAAUGACGGUUUUCAUAGAUGAUGUGAAUAUGCCUGUAAUCAAUGAAUGGGGAGAUCAGGUCACUAAUGAGAUUGUUAGGCAACUGAUGGAGCAAAAUGGGUUUUAUAAUUUGGAGAAGCCUGGAGAGUUCACCAACAUUGUGGAUAUCCAAUUUUUGGCUGCCAUGAUACACCCUGGUGGUGGACGAAAUGACAUUCCUCAGAGACUGAAGAGGCAGUUUUCUGUGUUUAAUUGCACCUUGCCUUCUAACCCAUCCAUUGACAAGAUUUUUGGUGUGAUUGGCACAGGGCAUUAUUGUAGCCAAAGAGGCUUUUUGGAAGAAGUGAGAGCAACAGUUGCUAAGCUAGUCCCAUUGACCCGGCGGUUGUGGCAAAUGACCAAGAUCAAAAUGCUGCCAACUCCAGCCAAAUUCCAUUAUGUGUUCAACCUCCGGGACCUUUCCAGGAUCUGGCAAGGAAUGCUUAAUACUAUUUCAGAAGUAAUCAAUGAUUCCAAUGUGCUCAUUAAGCUAUGGAAGCAUGAAUGUAAGCGUGUUAUCGCUGAUCGUUUUACAACUCCCGAGGACGUGGAGUGGUUUGAUCUGGCACUGGCAAAGCUAAUUGAAGGAGAACUUGGUAGCGAUAAGGCAGCACUAGUGGCAUUCAAUAAGGAAGCUUUCUUUGUUGAUUUCUUAAGAGAUGCACCUGAAGCAACAGGUCUGAAGGAAAAGUCUCUCCAAGGAGAAGAACCAGAGGAAGCAGAGGUUGACAUGCCUAAAAUAUAUGAACCCAUUGAAUCUUUUGGCACCCUGAAGGACCGUUUGAACAUGUUUUUGCAAAUAUAUAAUGAGAGUAUCCGUGGGGCAGGAAUGGAUUUGGUGUUUUUUACCGAUGCUAUGAUUCACUUAAUUAAGAUCUCUCGUGUGAUCCGCACUCCCCGAGGAAAUGCCCUACUUGUUGGAGUUGGAGGGUCUGGAAAGCAAAUCUUGACAAAACUGGCAUCAUUCAUUGCAGGCUAUGAUAUGUUCCAGAUCACAUUAACAAGAUCCUACAAUGCAUCUAAUUUGAUGGAAGACUUGAAACAUCUGUAUAAGACUGCUGGACAGCAAGGAAAAGGAAUCAGUUUCAUUUUUACAGAUAAUGAAAUAAAAGAUGAAGCUUUCCUGGAGUAUAUGAACAAUGUUCUAUCAUCAGGAGAAGUUUCCAACUUGUUUGCUCGUGAUGAAAUGGAUGAAAUCAUUGGCGAUCUCAUUCCAGUUAUGAAGAGGGAGCAUCCACGACGUCCUCCCACCAAUGAGAAUGUAUAUGAUUACUUCAUGACUAGAGUUCGCCAGAACCUGCAUGUGGUUCUUUGUUUUUCACCAGUGGGUGAAAAAUUCCGAAACAGAGCUUUGAAGUUCCCUGCACUCAUUUCUGGUUGCACUAUAGACUGGUUUAGCCGCUGGCCGAAAGAUGCCCUAGUUGCAGUAUCAGAACAUUUCUUGUCAUCAUAUGAAAUUGAUUGCACUGAAGAUAUCAAAAAACAGAUGGUGCAGUGCAUGGGCUCCUUCCAAGAUGGAGUUGCUGAAAAAUGUGUUGACUAUUUUCAAAGAUAUCGUCGAUCUACCCAUGUGACUCCCAAGUCUUAUUUGUCCUUUAUUCAAGGAUAUAAAGCUAUAUACAAAGAAAAACAUGCUGAGGUGCAGACCUUAGCUCACAGAAUGAAUACUGGAUUGGAGAAACUGAAAGAGGCUUCUGAAUCUGUGGCAGCAUUGAGUAAAGAGCUGGAAGCCAAAGAGAAAGAACUUAAGAUUGCCAAUGAAAAAGCUGAUAUGGUGUUAAAAGAAGUCACAGUGAAAGCUCAGGCUUCUGAAAAGGUGAAAGCCGAAGUUCAGAAAGUGAAGGACAAAGCGGAGGCUAUUGUAGACAGCAUUUCAGCAGACAAGGCUAUUGCUGAGGAAAAAUUAGAGGCUGCUAAACCUGCUUUAGAAGAAGCCGAAGCUGCUUUACAGACAAUCAAGCCGUCAGACAUUGCCACUGUCCGUACGCUGGGUCGGCCACCUCACCUUAUCAUGCGUAUCAUGGACUGUGUGUUGCUGCUAUUCCAGAAGAAAGUAAAUGUUACUAAGUUAGACCUGGAGAAAAACUGCAUUAUGCCAUCAUGGCAGGAGUCCUUGAAACUGAUGACAGCAGGAAACUUCUUACAGAAUUUGCAGCAAUUUCCAAAAGACACAAUUAAUGAAGAAGCAGUGGAGCUCUUGAGUCCUUAUUUUGAAAUGGCAGAUUACAAUAUUGAGACAGCUAAGAGAGUUUGUGGAAAUGUGGCUGGUCUUUGCUCAUGGACCAAAGCAAUGGCUUCUUUCUUUGCUAUAAAUAAGGAAGUUCUACCUUUAAAGGCAAAUCUGGCCAUCCAGGAGAAUCGUCUGACUACUGCCAUGUUAGAUCUUCAGAAAGCCCAAGCUGAACUGGAUGCCAAGCAAGCUGAACUGGAUAUUGUGCAGGCUCAAUAUGAAAAGGCCACAUUGGAGAAACAGACAUUGCUUGAAGAUGCAGAACGCUGCAGGCAUAAAAUGCAGACUGCUUCCAGUCUUAUUAGUGGUUUGGCUGGUGAAAAAGAGAGAUGGACUGAACAAAGUAAAGAAUUUGCAGCCCAAACAAAAAGGCUUGUGGGGGAUGUACUUCUGGCCACAGCCUUUCUGUCCUAUUCUGGUCCUUUCAAUCAAGAGUUCCGUAAUCAUUUGUUAACCAGCUGGCAAAAAGAAAUGAAAACUCGGAAAAUCCCAUUUGGAAACAAUCUCAAUCUCACAGAGAUGCUGAUUGAUGCGCCAACUGUCAGUGAAUGGAACCUUCAAGGGCUGCCAAAUGAUGAUCUAUCAAUUCAGAAUGGCAUCAUUGUCACAAAGGCAGCUCGUUACCCUCUCCUGAUUGAUCCACAAACUCAGGGCAAGAUUUGGAUUAAGAACAAAGAAACCCGGAAUGAGCUGCAGAUCACUUCUCUGAAUCACAAGUAUUUUAGAAACCACUUGGAGGAUAGUCUCUCUCUUGGAAGGCCAUUGUUGAUCGAAGAUGUUGGUGAGGAGUUGGAUCCGGCUUUGGAUCGUGUAUUGGAAAAAAACUUCAUCAAAACAGGUUCCACAUACAAAGUAAAAGUUGGGGAUAAAGAAAUAGAUGUGAUGAGUGGCUUCAGACUUUAUAUCACCACCAAGCUUCCAAAUCCAGCCUAUACCCCUGAGAUUAGUGCUCGUACAUCCAUCAUUGAUUUUACUGUCACCAUGAAAGGCCUAGAAGAUCAGCUUCUAGGGAGAGUCAUUCUAACAGAAAAGCAGGAGUUAGAGAAAGAGCGAACUGAUCUUAUAGAAGAUGUGACAGCUAACAAAAGGAAGAUGAAAGAACUGGAAGAUAACUUGCUGUAUCGACUGACAAGCACACAAGGCUCUCUGGUGGAAGAUGAGAGUCUCAUCGUUGUACUUAGUAACACAAAAAGAACAGCAGAAGAGGUGACCCAGAAACUGCAAACAUCAGUUGAGACUGAAGUACAGAUUAACUCAGCUCGGGAGGAAUACAGGCCAGUUGCUACCAGAGGCAGCAUUCUCUAUUUUCUGAUAACGGAGAUGAGUAUGGUAAAUGUCAUGUAUCAAACUUCACUUCGGCAGUUUUUGGGCCUGUUUGAUCUUUCGCUUGCAAGGUCUGUCAAGAGCCCAAUUACAAGCAAAAGGAUAGCAAAUAUCAUUGAGCAUAUGACCUAUGAAGUGUAUAAAUAUGCCGCACGAGGGCUUUAUGAGGAGCACAAGUUUCUGUUCACGUUGCUGCUUACCUUGAAGAUUGAUUUGCAGUGGGGCAAAGUCAAACAUGAGGAGUUCCUAACUCUGAUUAAAGGUGGUGCUUCUUUGGAUCUAAAAGCUUGUCCUCCUAAACCAGCUAGAUGGAUUCUGGAUAUGACUUGGUUGAAUUUGGUGGAGCUCAGUAAACUGAGGCAAUUUUCAGAUGUUCUUGACCAAAUCUCACGGACAGAAAAACAGUGGAAAAUUUGGUUUGAUAAGGAAAAACCAGAAGAAGAACUUGUUCCCAGUGGCUAUGAUCAAGCUCUGGACUGCUUCAGACGUCUUCUUCUUAUUAGGUCUUGGUGCCCUGAUAGAACUAUUGCUCAGGCUAGGAAGUACAUUAUGGAUACCAUGGGAGAAAAAUAUGCGGAAGGGGUCAUUUUAGAUUUGGAGAAGACUUGGGAAGAAUCUGAUCCACGCACACCUCUCAUCUGCUUCCUGUCAAUGGGCUCUGAUCCUACUGAUUCAAUCAUUGCUUUGGGGAAAAGGUUGAAAAUUGAGACACGCUGCGUUUCCAUGGGUCAGGGACAAGAAGUCCAUGCACGUAAACUCCUGCAACAAACAAUGGCUCAUGGUGGAUGGGCCCUCUUGCAGAACUGCCACUUGGGUCUUGACUUUAUGGAUGAGCUGAUGGACACUAUUGUGGAAACAGAGAUAAUUCAUGAGGCCUUUCGCUUGUGGGUGACUACAGAGGUCCACAAACACUUUCCUAUUACCCUUCUACAGAUGUCUAUAAAAUUCACUAAUGAACCUCCCCAGGGACUAAAAGCUGGCCUAAAGAGAACGUACGGAGGUGUGAAUCAAGAUCUCUUGGACAUCAGCAAUAUGGUGCAAUGGAAGCCAAUCUUAUAUGCUGUUGCUUUCCUCCACUCCACUGUUCAAGAGAGAAGGAAAUUUGGACCUCUAGGAUGGAAUAUUCCUUAUGAAUUCAACCAAGCUGAUUUCAAUGCCACAGUACAGUUUGUUCAGAACCAUUUGGAUGACAUGGACAUCAAAAAGGGUGUGUCCUGGAAUACUGUUCGUUAUAUGAUUGGGGAAAUUCAGUAUGGUGGAAGGGUGACAGAUGACUAUGACAAAAGGCUCCUUAACACAUUUGCUAAAGUGUGGUUCAGUGAAAGCAUGUUCAGCCAAGACUUUUCAUUUUACAAAGGAUACAAUAUACCCAAGUGUACUACAGUGGAUCAGUACCUGCACUACAUACAGGGCUUGCCUGCUUAUGAUACUCCAGAAGUCUUUGGGCUGCAUCCCAAUGCUGAUAUUACUUACCAGAGCAAACUGGCAAAAGAUGUGCUAGACACCAUCCUCAGCAUUCAGCCCAAAGAUAGCUCUAGUGGAAGUGGUGAAACCCGAGAAGCUGUAGUGGCCAGGCUUGCUGAUGAUAUGUUGGAGAAACUACCUGCAGAUUAUGUGCCUUUUGAAGUAAAGGAAAGACUUCAGCAAAUGGGACCAUUUCAGCCAAUGAACAUCUUUCUGCGACAGGAAAUUGACAGAAUGCAAAGGAUUAUCGCUCUGGUGCGAAACACUUUGACAGAUCUUAAACUGGCCAUUGAUGGAACCAUAAUCAUGAAUGAGAAUCUCAGGGAUGCUCUGGAUUGUAUGUAUGAUGCACGAAUCCCAGAGCGCUGGAGAAAGGCAUCUUGGGCUUCCAGCACACUUGGUUUUUGGUUUACUGAACUUCUUGAAAGAAACCGGCAAUUUCAUUCUUGGAUUUUUGAGAAACGACCAAAUUGCUUUUGGAUGACAGGAUUCUUCAAUCCCCAGGGCUUUUUAACUGCAAUGAGACAGGAAAUAACAAGAGCAAACAAGGGUUGGGCACUUGACAGUGUGGUUCUGUGCAGUGAGGUCACAAAGUGGAUGAAUGAUGACAUCUCAACUCCUCCUUCUGAAGGAGUCUAUGUAUAUGGCCUCUACCUAGAAGGAGCUGGAUGGGACAAAAGGAACAUGAAACUCAUUGAAUCUAAACCUAAAGUGCUCUUUGAACCAAUGCCUGUAAUAAGGAUAUAUGCAGAAAACAACACCUCAAAAGAUUCACGCCUGUAUUCAUGUCCAAUCUACAAAAAACCACUUCGGACAGAUUUGAAUUACAUUGCUGCAGUGGACCUACGGACUACCCAACCACCUGAACAUUGGAUAUUACGUGGCGUUGCCUUAUUAUGUGAUGUCAAGUAA